This is a messenger RNA of Dryobates pubescens (Downy woodpecker), 3041 nucleotides long. It is a transcript of the gene ADPRS, whose product is annotated as ADP-ribosylserine hydrolase. Gene Ontology annotation, cellular component: nucleus; mitochondrion. NCBI's taxonomy places the organism in Eukaryota, Metazoa, Chordata, Aves, Piciformes, Picidae. The transcript is spliced from 7 exons. The coding region runs from base 19 to 1152 and encodes 377 amino acids. The record is from RefSeq and is a predicted model, not a curated record.
AGAGCGGCGCGGAGCAAAAUGGCGGCGGCCGCGGGGUCGCCCUCUGGUACUGGGCGAGCAGCGGCGAGAUCUCGGCCUGCGCUCGCCCGGUUCCGGGGUUGUUUGGCCGGAGCGUUGUUGGGCGACUGCCUGGGUGCCGUCUUUGAAGACAGGAGCGUGGUGAAACUCCCCGAUCUGCUGCGCUUCCUCCAAGGCCUGGAAUCGGCACCUGAGGAGGGGGAACCGGCCGGCAGCGCCCGCAGAGAAACACUUUCAUACACGGACGACACAGCCAUGAGCAGGUCGGUGGUGCAGUCCCUGCUAGCCAAGAAGGAGUUUGAUGAAGUUGAUAUGGCCAAGAGGUUUGCUGAGGAGUACAAGAAGGAGCCCAACAGGGGCUAUGGGAUGGCUGUUGUCAACGUCUUCAAGAAGCUCCUGAGCCCCAAGUGCAGCGAUGUGUUUGAACCAGCGAGAGCCCAGUUCAAUGGGAAGGGCUCCUAUGGCAAUGGGGCUGCCAUGAGGGUGGCAGGCAUCUCACUUGUGUACCCUGACAUCCAGGAUGUGAAGAAGUUUGCGAAGCUGAGUGCAGAGUUAACCCACGCCAACUCCCUGGGCUACAACGGGGCCAUCCUGCAGGCCCUGGCUGUGCACCUGGCUCUGCAGGGAGAGCUCAGCAAGGAGACCUUCCUGGAGCAGCUCAUUAACCACAUGGAAGAUGUGGAGGCAGAUGAUAAGUCUCUUACUGAUGCUCGAGCGCUGGGAUUUGAGGAUUUACCAUUUUCAAGGCGUCUAAAGAAGAUAAAGGAAUUCUUGGAGCUCAGCAGCGUGCCCAGAGCAGAUGUAUUGUCUGAAUUAGGCAACGGCAUUGCUGCCCUGCGCUCGGUCCCCACUGCCAUUUACUCCUUCUUGCGCUGCAUGGAGCCUGACCCUGAUAUUCCUGAUCACUACAGCAACCUGCAGAGGACCAUCACCUACUGCAUCUCUCUGGGUGGAGACACAGACACCAUUGCUACCAUGGCAGGAGCCAUCGCUGGGGCUUAUUAUGGGGAGGAGCAGAUCCCCCCAACCUGGGAGCAGAGCUGUGAAGCCUUUCAAGAGACACAGAAGAUAGCACAGAGCCUGCAUGAGCUGUACUGCCAGAAGCUCUCAGCCCAUGGGCAGCCUGGGCUCUGAGGGUGAAGCAGGAGCCUCUGCAACUUCCUACUGUUUUCCUCUACUCCUCAUGCUGUGGCCUUUGAGUUGUUAGUGGCCCGUCUUGCAGUGGCUCUGCUGGGCUUAGCAAAGCCCAGCAGACCUUCAGCUGAGGAUUAUGGGUGGGAAGUGAUCAUGGAGGCACAUCCCUGGAGAGCCUGGAGGGUGUCCUGCACGGUGGCAUGGGAUGUGGAGUGAAGAUGCUGAGGGUGAACCUUCUGGGAGAGUCACUUCUGUAGAGGCAGAACAAAAAGUGCUGGAGAUUGGAGAAAGGGACUCCUGGGCAUUGUCAGUGGCACUGGGGAAAUGUCCAUGGUGACAAUCCCAGCUGGCUCAUGGUUACUGCUGGAAGAGGCUGGAACUGGGCCCUGUUCCUUUGGUGUCCUUUGCUCUGUGAUCCACCUAGCAACCCCCCUGACUACAUUCUGUGCUCCCUUACAUAGCUUUCACCUUGCUGCAGCUUCUCUUGCUUUCCUCUGUGCCUAACUCUGCCUUUUUCAUGCUGUCCUACCCAACGAGAUUGCUGUUCAAAAAAGGAUUGUACUUGGCACUUGAAGCCAUGGUUUAGCUAAUCAUGAGGUGUUGGGUGAUAGGUUGGACUUGAUGAUCUCUGAGGUCUUUUCCAGCCUUAUUGAUUCUGUGAUUCUGUGUUCAAAUCUGUUAGGCAAGGCCCCUGGUUCUGCUGCAGCCAGGGACAAAAAUUCCUUCAGCAGCAAGCAGGAGUUACUUCUUGCAGCCUUAAAGCUCUGUCCUUGGUAAGAGUAAGGGGGAGAACUAGGGGAGAAUUAAUCAGAGCUGAAAAGAAUUUGUGCAUUUGAAGCUGGUGGCACUUGUGGCCAAGAAUGUUUUAGCACUGCUGUGUUGUUCCACUAGUUGCCAGUGUCAAACCUUUUCCCAGUGAUCACAAAGGGAGUCACAGCUCAGUCUGAAAAGGGGAAAAGCCUUUUAAUGGCUGAAAGCAAAAAGAAAGCAGGAGGUGAGCCUGUGGAAAUGUUCACAGAUCUGAAUGUGAGGAUGUUCUCUACAGCCUGGUGUUUCUGUCACUGCAGGAAGGGGCUCAAGCAGAGCUUGCUCCCUGUGGUGUCACAGCACUGAGGGUGUCAGCUCCAUACCCACAUGGGAAAUCUGGCUCCAUGGCUCCUUCCAGCUUUUCCUGUUGUCUGCUUCCAUCAAGUGCCAGGCUUCUGUCUGAUCCUUGAAUGGGUUUUCCGUGUAUAGAUGAAUUCUUGUGUCCUGGGAACACGUGGAAUUUUGGUCUGUUGUGUAUUUCAGUGUUGUGCUGCAGAUCUGGGAUGUAAAAUGUCAGGUUUUUCAUGUUUCUCUGCCAGAGACAUGAACAUCCUCACAGAAUGAGGUAAAAGAAGACAUUUUCCUUUGAAAGCAGCUUUAUCAUUUGGAAUGUUUGGAACUCACCGAGAGCAGAAGAGCUCUGUUUGAAAAAUACAGCUCCUUUUGGGUCAGAAUUGAAAUGUGUCCUGAAACACUGAGCUCUGACUUCCUUGGAAAGAAAUAAAAUCACUUGGUUAUCUUUGUUAAUUAGCCACUGCUCCUGUCUUUUCAUUCAACUCAAGUUGUGCUUCCACACUAAAGGACAAGAUGAGUUGUAUGAAAAUCUCUGGACUCUUCCUCCCCACCCUGUUCUUCACUUUAAGGCUCAACCUGGAACCACUUCUUGGAAUCCUUCAGUAGAUAGCAGAAUGGAAGUUAUUUGGUACAUCCUGCAUGUAGCUGAGUCUUGAGCUUCACUUGGGGCUGUUUGCUGUGUGUGGAAGCAGCUCAGCUACUGGAGAGCAGCCUGUGAUGAUCCUGCAGAGACCAUGGAAGGUGCUGGGUGCUCCAUGACUCCCAGCUGGACCAUGACUGCUUCUUCA